This is a messenger RNA of Poeciliopsis prolifica (blackstripe livebearer), 3597 nucleotides long. Its product is annotated as sodium/hydrogen exchanger 5-like. Lineage: Eukaryota; Metazoa; Chordata; Actinopteri; Cyprinodontiformes; Poeciliidae. The record is from RefSeq and is a predicted model, not a curated record. Gene Ontology annotation, biological process: proton transmembrane transport; sodium ion transport; regulation of pH. Gene Ontology annotation, cellular component: membrane. Gene Ontology annotation, molecular function: sodium:proton antiporter activity.
GGCCUCCCUCUGCGGCUCCUCUCCUCUCGGUGUGUAUAUAAAGCUCGCGGGAUGCCAGCGCCCUGAGCUCCGGGAUGAAGAUGCUGCUGCUCGGUCUGCUGCUGCUGCUGCUCCCGGCCGGAGCCGACCUGUCCGGGUCAGCCGCUCCGCUCCGGGGGCCGGCCCACACCUCUCCCUCCGCCCCGCCGCGGCUCCUCCUCCUGCAGCCCGCACUGGAGCGCGGGGCUCCCGGCGUCGCCUCGGCCCGGUCCGCGGAACCGGCCGGCGGCGGCGGGUCGGAGGAGCCGGCGGCGGCGGAGCAUCCUCACCACGGCGGCGGGUACCGGGUGGUCCAGUGGGAGUGGAGCUACGUCCAGACGCCCUACAUCAUCGCCAUCUGGCUGCUGGUGGCCAGCGUGGCCAAGAUCCUGUUCCACCUGUCGCAGCGCUUCACCACCGUGGUACCAGAGAGCUGCAUGCUGAUCCUGUUGGGUCUGGUUCUGGGCGGCGUGGUUCUCAUCGCCAGUAAGAAGCCGCUGUACCAGCUGGACCCCGCCCUCUUCUUCCUCUUGCUGCCCACCAUCGUGGGCGACGCUGGAUACUUCAUGCCCGCGCGACUCUUCUUCGACAACCUGGGCGCCAUCUUGACCUACGCCGUGGUGGGGACGCUGUGGAACGCCUUCUGCACCGGAUUCUGCCUCUAUGCCGCCAAGCUGCUGGGGGUUAUAGACGAGCGCGUUCAGGCUGACCUGAUGGAUUUCCUGCUGUUCGGCGCUCUGAUCUCCCGCCGUCGACCCGUGGCAGUUCUAGCCGUGUUCGAGGAGGUCCAUGUCAACGAGAUGCUCUCAUCAUCGUGUUCGGAGACGCUUCACCACCGUGGUGAAGCGCUGCAGCAGGCCUUUAGUAAGGCCUGCUGCAGCGGGCGGCGCGGCGUGAAGCUGAACUUUGCUGCUGCCGCUCCAGGAGGAGGACACGUGUCGUCCAGAGGCGGCGCUGGAAGCUGGAGCAGAUUAGCGGCGCCAGCUAAUCCCCCUCAGCACUCAGAUUAUCAGCUAAUCCAAAGAGAUGGAAAAACCCAGGCAGAGCUGGGAGAACUGGAGCUAAAGAGCAGGAGCUUCUUAAAGCGACAGAGGCCCAAUUUCAAGACGUUAAAUCAGGAAGUCCUCUAUAAGGUCUACAUCUCCUUCGUGGAGGUCGGCCCGCAGAACGUCCAGACGGCCGACUACUUCAAGGGAGUGGCCUCCUUCCUCAUCGUCAGCGUCGGGGGGACUCUGGUGGGUCUGGUCUUUGCCGUCAUCCUCGGCUUCAUCACCCGCUUCACCAAGAAGGUCCGCAUCAUUGAGCCGCUCUUCGUCUUCCUGCUGGUGUACCUGGCCUACCUGACCGCCGAGCUCUUCUCGCUGUCUGCCAUCUUGUCGAUGACCUUUUGUGGCAUUGGGGCCAAUAAGUACGUAGAGGCGAACAUCUCGCAGAAGUCCCGGACCACGGUGAAGUACACGAUGAAGACGCUGGCCAGCAUCGCCGAGACCAUCAUCUUCAUCUUCCUGGGCAUCUCUGCGGUGGACAAGUCCAAGUGGGCCUGGGACACGGGCCUGGUGUCCUGCACCUUGGUCUUCAUCCUGCUCUUCAGGGCUGUGGGUGUGGUCGGCCAGACCUGGGUUCUGAACCGGUUCCGGCUCGUCCCGCUGGAUAAGAUCGACCAGGUGGUGAUGUCAUACGGCGGCCUGCGGGGGGCGGUGGCGUUCGCGCUGGUGGUGCUGCUGGACGCAGAGCAGGUCAAAGCCAAGGAUUACUUUGUUGCCACGACGAUCGUGGUUGUCUUCUUCACCGUCAUGUUCCAGGGUCUGACCAUCAAGCCUCUGGUCAAGUGGCUGAAGGUUCCUCGCUCCACAAAGCCCACCAUCAACGAGGAGAUCCACGAGCGGGCCUUUGACCACAUCCUGACUGCGGUGGAGGACAUCGCAGGCCUGCAGGGUUAUCACCACUGGAGAGACAAGUGGGAGCAGUUCGAUAAGAACUACCUGAGCAAGCUGCUGCUCAGGAAGUCGGUGUACAGGAAGAGCGAGCUCUGGGAGGCGUACCAGAAGAUCAACAUCCGGGACGCCAUCAGCGUCAUCGACCAGGGUGGGAACGUCUUGACCUCGGCCAGGCUGUCACUGCCCUCCAUGGCCAGCAGAGCCUCGUUUCCUGAAGUCACCAACGUCACCAACUACCUGCGGGAGAACGGCAGCGGCGUGUGUCUGGACCUUCAGGUCAUCGACAACGUUCCCGGGUCCAAGGUGGAGGAAGACAUGGAGACGCAUCACGUCCUGGCCGGGAACCUGUACAAGCCCAGGAGACGGUACCAGUCCCACUACAGUCGACACUUCAUGCCGCUGGGUGAGCAGGAGCGGCAGGACCGCGAGGUUUUCCAGAGGAACAUGAAGAGCCGCAUGGAGACCUUCAAGUCCACCAGACACAAGCGGCACAAGAAGGAGCGCAGCCUGAAAAAGCGCCGAGGAUCUGACACGAAGGACGAGGGAGGAGACAAACCCAGACGCAACGUCAGCUGGCAGGACAAAGAUCCGGUGGCCGUUCCUGUGGAACCCGAGGAGGAUAAAGCUGAUCGCUCCGAUCCGGAGAAGGAGGAAGACAUCGGGAUCACCUUCGUUGCUCGGAAGGCGGAGACGCCGAAACAGCGACCCAAAUCAGUCCCAGCAGCUCUGGAUGUUUGCCAGAGCCCGCCGCCCCCCCCGUCGCCGCCCGGUGAGGACAGCCAUCUGCCCUGGAAGGGCGGCGUGGGGUCGCCCCCGCCCUGCGUGUCGGUGGAGGCCACCAAGAUCAUCCCGGUGGACCUGCAGCAGGCCUGGAACCAGAGCAUCUCCUCCCUGGAGAGCGUCUCGUCGCCUCCGGCGCCCGCUGAGCCUGUCCACCCCCGCGUCAGCGCCCUCUCCAGGCUGGGAGGAUCCCGCCCUGCCUCCUACACUGGCCCUGUCGGGGGCGCGCCUGCCCAGGUCCCGCCCCCAGCCGCCUUCUGUUUCUCUGAGAGGAAAAAGAAGAAGCCGGUGGAGGAAGAGGAGGAAGAGGAGGAGCCUGGCACGACGCAAGAGAUGCAGCCGCUAAUGUCGGCCUUGAAGCCGCCGCAAGCUGCACCCUCGCCGCCAGCCCCGCCCGGCCCAGGCAGGAGGAGGAACCCCUGUGUGUACCUGAGGAGUCUGGUGACCCCGCCCCCUGGUGGCGGCGCCGGGCCUCAUAGUCACCGCCCCACGCAGCUCUGAACGGGGCCACCAGGUGGCGGGUUGUCUGCCGGCUCGGCCAAUAGGAAACCAGCACAAUCACAUGACCAGAGAGCUCCACCAGCUGAAGAUAACCUUCUGUCCUAAUCUUCAUCACCAUCUGCGUCCUUUGUCCUUUCACCAAACUUUCCAGCCAAGCUCCUGCUGGAUUGGAAGCUUGGAAGGAUCGUUGCUCCAUCACAGCAGAUCAAUAUGAUUCAAUAACUGCUGAUGUUAUUGAAUCAAUUACACUGAAAAUGUCUGUGAUGUCUCUGUGAUUCAGUGAGUUUAAAUGAAAAUCCAUCCUUUGCUUCAUAACGCUUUUGAAUUAUUGUUGUUUCUUCAUACAGCAGGGGGCGCUGCA